CUUCACCGAAGCCAUUCUGGACCACUUCGCCCCCGUGUCCAAGCGCACGACGUGGAAGCAGAGGUACCAGGUGAACGAGGAGUUCUGGGGCGGCCACGGGUUCCCGAUCUUCCUCUACAUCGGAGGAGAGGGCCCACUGGGCCCCAAGGCCAUCACCAACCGCACCUUCAUCUACUACCUGGCAGAGCAGCACCGAGCGCUGCUGCUCGCUCUGGAGCAUCGGUUCUAUGGCAAGUCGUACCCGACGGAGGACAUGAGUCUGCCCAAUCUGCAGUAUCUCUCCAGCGAGCAGGCGUUGGCCGACUUGGCGCACUUCCACGCCUUCGUGACAGACAAGUACGGGCUCACAGACGAGAAGUGGGUGGCCUUUGGAGGAAGCUACCCGGGCAACUUGGCGGCGUGGGUGAGGUUGAAAUACCCGGCGCUGUUUGCUGGAACCGUGGCGAGCUCUGCGCCGGUUCAUGCCAAGACGGACUUUUACGAGUACAUGGAAGUCGUUGGGGACGGACUGAGGUACUUUGGAGGAGGCGAGUGCUACCAUGAAGUGGAGCAAGCCAUCACGCAGCUCGGACAGCUCAUGGACGGCGGGAAGGAAGACCGCGGCAAGGUGGACGAGCUCUUCAAGCCGUGCUACCCGAUGGCCAACGAGUUCGACGACUCGGUGUUCGAGACGUCGGUGAUGGGGGCGCUCCAGGACAUUGCUCAGUACAAUGCCAUCCACGAGGGAGUCAUGACGCUGGACGAGGUCUGCCAGCACUUCGCCAAGCCUGGAGAUGCAGUGGAGAAGCUGGCGUCGUUCAUUGAGAAGACGCGCGUUGGCGACUGCCUCGACUCGAAGUUCGAGGGUGCAGCUAAUGGGACCGUGGAGGUGCUGAGCCGCGACCAGUUCGACGGCAAGAGCAGCGCGCGCCAGUGGGUGUACCAGACGUGCAACGAGUUCGGCUACUUCCAGACCACGACGAGUGUGCGCUCCCCCUUCCACGCGCUUAAAGCCGUCACGGAGGCGAACGUCGGCACGGAGAUCUGCAAGCGCGUGUACGGCAUGAACGUGGCUCCAGACGUGGCCGGCGCCAACCUCGACUACGGCUCGCUGGGCAUCGAGGUGGAGCGCGUGACGUUCCCGAGUGGCACCAUCGACCCGUGGCACGCGCUGGCCGUGCAGAACUCGACCAAGCUGCACUCGUUCUCGGCCGAGGCUGUGUUCAUCGAAGGCACCGCGCACUGCGCCGACAUGUACUACCCGAGCGAGCGAGACUCGCCCCAGCUGCAGUGGGCGCACGACAAGAUCGCCGCGCGCGUGGGCUGGUACCUCCAAGACGUCGACUACGCCGCUCCAAACGCCGCGCCCCUGACCCCGGAAGAAGUGCAAGCCGUCGAGUAAGUGUAAGGUUAACACGAUAACGUCCACUUUCGUCGACUUCAACGUCCUCUCACGUACCACAUCAUGGCUACAUUCAUGUACAUCACACAAUACGUACACAAUACGUACACACUAAACACACGUCUGUUGACUGGUGCGCAGCGAGCUCCCCUUCCCUCUUGACCUGGUGUGUAUCAUUCCUCGAUCGCUGCACGCUCCGACCAUGGCUUCGUACGAGACGCCGCGCGUGGACGUGAACGCCAACGGCUGGGGCCCCACGGCGCUGCCCGAGCAGUUCCUCAACAUCCCCUACGCGCCCUUCAACAAGGGCGACAAGCUGGGCAAGGCCGCCGACUUCGUGUCCAACUACGCGCCGCGCGGCUCCCGCUACGCGCGCGACCCGUCGGGCGUGAACGCCGAGUUCCAGUACAAGCACGACUCCAA
Messenger RNA from Phytophthora sojae, 1804 nucleotides. RefSeq lists its product as hypothetical. Gene Ontology annotation, molecular function: dipeptidyl-peptidase activity; serine-type exopeptidase activity. Bases 254 to 1381 code for a protein of 375 amino acids. Gene Ontology annotation, biological process: proteolysis. The record is from RefSeq and is a predicted model, not a curated record. The transcript has a single exon. NCBI's taxonomy places the organism in Eukaryota, Oomycota, Peronosporomycetes, Peronosporales, Peronosporaceae.